Symbiodinium sp. CCMP2456 is the source of this 609-nucleotide messenger RNA. The record is from the annotation of a GenBank genome assembly. NCBI's taxonomy places the organism in Eukaryota, Dinophyceae, Suessiales, Symbiodiniaceae.
AUGGUGGAUAAUGCUUUCCGCUGGGCUGGGGAAAAGAAGCUGCUCCGGGUCAACAGUGUGCACGGGGAGGAAGAAGCCUUUCUCGUGCUCUCAGAGACAUUCGAGCUGCUCGACGAGACCGGGCAGACGACAGAGCUCAAUGGCUCGAUUGAGGUUGAGGAUGAGUCGGGGUUCCUUCUCACCCCGGACAUGCCAUCUAUCACUGCUUCCGAUCAAGAGCUCCUUCAGAACAUGGGGGCCUCGGCUUCCAGCAGCGGCGGUGCAGCCGUGACGGUUGGCCAGUCCGCCUCUUUCAAGAUCAUCUUCCCUACCGUGUCUCAGAAUGAGUCGCCAGUGUCUAUCCUGGCCAACUUUGUGGAGGUGCUGGGCCGGAAGAUUGACAGCUGCGAAGACCAGAGACAUUGGAUUGCAGCAAUCCCCGUGCGAAGUCGUUUCUGGGUGGCAGUUCUAAUGAAGCACUACGAGAAGCUUGCGCAGAAGCAGGCCGAAGCCAUCCACACCGUGCCGGAUCAGUCGUUCAAUGACGACCUGUUGAAGACGUAUGCUGAUAUCACGAAGCAGGAUGUUCUGCUGGGCAAUUAUGUGCUACGUGCCAAGAGCCUCACCUGA